Pseudophryne corroboree (corroboree frog) is the source of this 3372-nucleotide messenger RNA. It is a transcript of the gene ANKRD63, whose product is annotated as ankyrin repeat domain 63. The transcript has a single exon. Lineage: Eukaryota; Metazoa; Chordata; Amphibia; Anura; Myobatrachidae. The record is from RefSeq and is a predicted model, not a curated record. Gene Ontology annotation, molecular function: protein binding. Bases 181 to 1134 code for a protein of 317 amino acids.
AGCAGCAGCAUCACUGGUACCCGUUACUAUGGCUACCAUACACUAUAAGAAGCGCUGGCUCCCGAGGCCCCGGGACUACUCGCCCGCACUGGGGGACCUGGUGAUAACAGCAGCGGAACCCGGACACCACUGCUCCGCAGCCCGAGCGUCCACACCGAGCGCCGGCCGGCAGCCAGCACCAUGCUCCGGCCCCGGGACCUCCGGCGCAGCUCCGGCACCCGCACCUUCCUGGACGCCAUGCACGGGGGGAAGGUGCACCUGGCCCGCUUCGUGCUGGACGCUCUGGACCAGAGGAUCGUGAACUCCCCGGCGGGGGAGCAGGGCCGGACCCCGCUCAUGUUCGCUGUCUGCCUGCGGGAGGCCGAGCUCCGGAGCCGCUUCGUGCGGCUGCUGCUGGAGAAGGGCGCGGAUGUGAACGGGCAGGACGAGGCGGGACGCACGGCGCUGAGCCUGGCCUGCGAGCUCGGCCACCUGGACGCCGUGAAGCUACUGGUGCAGCACAACGCGGACCCGGAGAUCCCUGACCGCGCCGGGAACCGGGCGCUGAUGUACGCCGCCUCCUGCGGCCGCAGCGCCGAGCUGCACUUCCUCCUGCGCUCCUACAAGCGCUUCGGGCUGCGGCUGGACGCCACCAACCGCGCCGGGGUGACGGCUCUGGACGCCGCCCGGGUGUCCGGGAAUCGGGAGUGCGAGAGAGCCCUGUCCGGGUCCCGCAGAGGAGAGGCGGGAGCGAGGGGCGAGGACGGGGCGGCCCGCAGUCCCAAGCCUCUAUCCCGGCAGAUGCUGGAGCGCUUCGCCCGGCCCUUCUCCCACCGGAGGGAGGAGGAGGAGAGGAACCAGCACCGCGGCGUCCUCAGCCGCUCCACCAGCUGCUCCCCGGCCAGCACCGAGCCUAGAGAGACCCUGCGGGUCCCGGAGCACGGCAUCCAGCGGGUGCACAGCUGGGACGGACCGACCAGGGAGGAAGCAUCACCGUGCAGCCGCCUGCUCCGCCGGGUCACCUCUCCCGACUUCUGCCAGGGACUGUCCGGGGGCAUCCUGCCCAGCUACCCCGGGGACCUGAGGCGGGGGAGGAGGGACAGCACCUGCAGCAGGAGCCAGCUCAUAGUGCCCAGACAGGCUCUGACCCUGUGACAUGGACACCUGGUGGUGGCAGCUGCUGCAGUGAUGGGAGCAGUGGGCAUCUGAUGGGCAGUGACUGAUGGACACUACAGCCGUGUGCUGCCACAGACUGGCUACACAGGAGGUGCUGCAGGGAAGGGCACUCUAUCUGCAACUGGCAGCCACUGACCCUGUGACAUGGGCACCUAAUGAUGGGAGCAGUGGGCAUCUGAUGGGCACUGACAUGUGACUGGGUGCAACAGCUACACUCACCCCCUGACCACCCAUAUACUCUGUCAUUACAUUUAUCAGCGGCUGGCAGGACAGACCUAAAGUCUUAUGAGCAUGUAACCCCUGAAGUGCCCAGAGUUGCAGUAGGAGGAAUCCUGGUAAAAGCUCUGUGGGCUGGCACAGACAGCUGCUCUUGUAGUGAUGGUUCUAGAUGCUUCAGCAUAGUACUUAUUCAUUCUUCCAGCGGGUAUAGAUAUAAGAGGGGGCGGUGUGUGCCACAUACUGUAGCAUCUCACAGCAGGAAUUCUAUAGGGGGCAGCUAAUAACAGCGUUGUCCCAAGCAAUUAACUGUGAAGUAACCUGACUGCUAAUAGCUAGUUGCUCACCCUAGAGACAAAUCCAAAUAAUUGCAUAUAUAGGGUUGGUUCCCAUAAUCCUCUUUUGUAAAAAUAAAUUAACACUUUGACUAAGUACCUUAUUUCCUACCCUCUGUACUCUAAUAACACAAUAUCACCACUCUGUAAACUACACACUAUUUAUUACAAGGAAAUGCAUGGGAUAGGGAAGAAUUUUCCAUUGGUGCUAAGGCCAACGGAGUAAAAAUGGUUAAGGAGUCAUAAAUUGACUUUUGGCACUUGUAGAAGGGGUCAGGCACCUACAGUGAGUCUGUAAUGUCAGUGAGGCAAUAAAUGGCAAUUUCUUGCCCGAAGAUAGAGGUUAUGUAUUCUAAAUUGUCUGGAAAUUAAAGAUACUAUUAUUAUUCAGCCACUAAUUUCAGGUCAAGGUAACAUACCAGUAACCCAGUAAGCCAUAGUACGGUCAUUGUACAGCAUAAGCUACAACAUGAGGGUAAAUUUACUAAGGUGGGAGAUUUUUAGAACUGGUGAUGUUGCCCAUAGCAACCAAUCAGAUUAUAUCUAUUAUCUGCUAGAAGCAGCUAGAUAAAUGGUAAGUAGAAUCUGAUUGGUUGCCAUGGGCAACAUCACCAGUUCUAAAAAUCUCCCACCUUAGUAAAUUUACCCCCUGGUGUGCUAUAAAGGAGUAGUAUUUGGUAGGACAGUUUAACUGGGACGGAAGUCUUAAAUCUCAAUUAAAGAAUGGGCAGUGAAUGGCAGGUGGGACACGAUAUACGUGACUUACAGUUUAUAUGGAUGUUAGAAAGACACAUAAAUAAACCAUCCUGUGUGCCUCUCACCUCUUCUGAAAUAUAAAAUACAAUGGCCCAGAUGUAUCAAGCCUUGGAUAGUGAUAUAUUGCACAUGGGACAGAUUUAUUAACCUGGAGAAGUGAUAAGUGAAAGGUGAUAACGCACCAGCCAAUCAUUACUGAUUUGAACAAUGACAGGAGCUGAUUGGCUGCUGCGUUAUAACCUUGCACUUAUCAUUUCUUUAUCCUUUCUCCAGGCUUAAUACAUCUGCCCCAAAGCACCAACCAAUCGGCUCCUAACUGUCAUUUUUCAAACACAGCCUGUAACAUGGCAGUUAGGAGCUGGUUAAUUGGUUCUUUAUCACCGUGCAAUUUGCAGUAUCACUCCCCAAGGCUUGAUAAAUCUGGCCCAAUAUAGUGUAAUAUGGGACCAUAUUAUAGUGUAAUAUGGGCUUGAUAAAUCUGGCCCAAUAUAGUGUAAUAUGGGACCUGGAAAAAGUAGACCUUUCACAAUCCAUCCGUUUCAACGAACGGAUUUGUUACAGGUCAUCGUCAGUAAAUACAUUGUGUGGCCUAAAUUUCUAUAGCACAUGAAUACAAUGCUCUUGUCUUCAGCGUAUAUAGAUGUGGAUUUCUGCUGCACUACAAGCAAUGCAUACUGGACAUUACUUGGGUGUGAUUGUUCUCAUAAUUUUCUUUGGAGAUCACAAAUGAGCAAAAUUAAUGAUUUUAUAAUAGAUGUGUAUGGAAAGGUAAACUUUACAUAUGUAGAAAACCUUUUAGAUGACCUUACACUGGAUUAAGUGUAUGUAACAUCUGUACUUUGUAUAUGUUAAAAAUAUUUUUCCAAAUUGUCUUCUAAUAAUUUUUUAAAUGAUAAAAUUGUUUACAUCA